CUAUCUGCUGUGGUCGAUCUGAUGACGUGCAUGAUACAUGCCUUCUCAUUUCAGGAAUCAUCAGGGCCUGUGCCAGUGAGAAAGAGAGAGCGUCGGAAAGCGACAAAGGGGGAUGAACGGCGGCUCUGUAUGCUUCGUGUCCCCGUCGCUGUUCCCUGUUUGCGCCGGUUCUCGUUCCAACUUCAACUUCAAGGUGGGAAUAAAACCUUCUUUUGCUAUUGGUCCUGCAAAUGCUGCAAGGGUAAACAAUGCCGCCGAGGACCCUACUACUACUAGCAGCAGGGACGAAGAAGAAAUUAGGGUUUGCGUGAACAGGACAUGCCGGAGGCAGGGUUCCUUGGAAACCCUUCAGGUUCUUUCCGGCAUUGCGCCGCCUCAUGUCACCGUCAAGUCCUGUGGUUGUUUAGGUCGCUGCGGCGCGGGGCCGAACCUCGUGGUUCUGCCUCGAGGCACCUCCGUGGCUCACUGCGGGACUCCCUCCCGGGCUGUCCAUGCCAUGAUGAGUCUGUGUGGAGGCGAUCCUGAUUCUUGGAGUAACAGCUUGGAAGCUCUUGCAUUGAGAAAGAGAGCCCAGGAUGAAUUGGGGAAGGGCGAUUCCAGUGCUAAUGCUUCUCAGGCUGCUGAACUUUUACUUUCUCAGGCUGUAAAUCUUAAACCAUAUGGAGGUAUCCAUGUUCUUUAUAAAGACAGGUGUGUUGUGAGGUUGGUAAUGGGUAAUAUAGCUGGGGCUCUUGAAGAUGCGAAACAAGCUAUAAGUCUAGCUCCUAAAUACUAUGAGGCGUACAUCUGCCAAGGUGAUGCUUUAAUUGCUAUGGACCAAUUUGAUGCAGCUGAGAUGUCGUAUGCAAUUGCUGCAGAGUUAGAUCCUUCCAUUCGACAAUCAAAAUCAUUCAAGGCUCGGAUAGUAAAGCUUCGACAGAAAUUCAUUGCUGCAGGUUUGCCACAAGUUCUGCCAUCUAGCUAAAGUAGUAAAUAGAUGAAUUACGGGUUGUUGGCAUGUGGGGUGGGUUGCUUUGACAAUUUCACUUCAGUGGCUGGAAUAGAGACAGACAGUAAUGCAGGCAGUGUAACAACCAAACCAGCAGCGGCGAUGGUGUAGGGCCCCUUUGUUGCAGCAGUGAAGGCGGUGAGACCCAACAAUUAUGAAGAUGGCAGAGGCGGGUCAUGGCAAAGAGACCAGUGAUGACACCUAGCACCAGGGGCAUCAGGCAACACGUUGGUCGGAGAAGAGCAAAUCAACAACCUAUGUUACAUGGAUUCAGAGAUGAGUGAGGACUUUGAGAAACAGAGUAGAGGUGGUGGGGGUGACUUAAGCUGAGCUUGACAAGAAGACCUCACUGGUCAGAAGUAAUCCCCAAGAAGCAUUGUUGACAUGUCUGUUGCAAGACAAGAUCUCGUUGGGAACAAGGCAGUUGCGAUCCAAGCCAACACCAGACGUCAACCAGGUCAACAGUGAAAUUGUAGUGCAGACAAUUGAAAAUGGGAUCCACUAGUUAUGCAUCCAGAUUUACAGCAAUUGCAGCAACCCCAAUUCCAUUUGUAAGUGUGGAGUUCUGCCAACUUAUUCAUAUUGCGGAACCUAAU
Diospyros lotus (date-plum) is the source of this 1584-nucleotide messenger RNA. RefSeq lists its product as uncharacterized. The record is from RefSeq and is a predicted model, not a curated record. Gene Ontology annotation, molecular function: protein binding. The coding region runs from base 113 to 964 and encodes 283 amino acids. The transcript is spliced from 8 exons. Lineage: Eukaryota; Viridiplantae; Streptophyta; Magnoliopsida; Ericales; Ebenaceae.